AUGAAAUACCUUGCAACACUGUUCCUAGCAAAAAGUGCGAUUGCCUUUCAAACGGUCGUGCCUCAUCCACAUCAACGACAUGCUGCCGUAUCGCCCUUCUUCUUGCCCCAAAAUCCACUGCUGCUGUUGCAAAUGACAAUGGACGGCGGGGAUGCUCCAUCCGAUAUGGACGAUUCCGCUUACGACUCGCGGCAAGAUGUAUUGGAUGUCGCUAGAAGUCUCAAGGACAAGUUUGGACCACUGAUAAUAGACAGCAAGGCGCAAGAGAAGCUCAAGAGCGUAGUGAAAGAGUUGGAGAAGAACUCCGAGCCACCCAUUGACACCAAAGGAAUGAUUGGAGAUUGGACACUCCUGUGUUCGACCGCGUCUACAAACAAGCUCAUGGGAAUUGAUACCAGCAAUUUGCCAUUCUUCAAUGCGGGCAUUGUCAAGGAUAUUCGCAACACGCUCAACAAGUCCUUGGUGGUCCAACAAAAGAUCAAGGGGUCUCCCUCCUUCUCUGGAAGAGGAAUUACAAGAGUGGAUCAUGUCAUUCAAUACAUGCCACCCAAUGAACUGUCAGAAUUUAGUUCGAUGCUUCCCGAUGCCUUGCAAUCUUUGAACAUUAAUCCUCUCGAAGUCACCAACCAGCAGGUAGUUCUGGUCCACAAGGCAGAGGUGGAAUCUACCAUUCCAUUCAUCAAGACCAAGUUGGCGCUCGAAAGCAUUGUUUUGAAUAUUGCAGGCAAGUCCCAAUAUUUGGAACCAGAUGGUGCCGAUUUGCUGGGAGUCAACGUUCCCUUUGGUGAAUUCCUCAAUGCGGGAUCUUUUGAGACCACUUAUUUGGAUGACGAACUUCGCAUCAGUCGAAGCAAGGUGGGUGUUGUCGAUCAACUCAGAGUAUUUAUCAAGGUACCAUCCACAGAAGAGGUCGUCAAGGAGAUUGAAGAAGCUGUGGAAACUGCCUCCAUGGAGCAGGCGAGCGAUGCGGCUGUGGAACAGCUCGCUGCAAUGGACGCCCCAUCCGAUGUGGAAGAGGAAAACGACGACAAAGACUACGAUAACGACUUCGACAAGAACGACGACGACACCGAUGAUAACGAACCUGACGACAAAGACUACGAUAACGACUUUGACAACGACGGCGAUGACGACGAUAGUUCUCCAUCUGAUGUUGAAUCAAGUGAUUAA
Messenger RNA from Cylindrotheca closterium, 1170 nucleotides. The record is from the annotation of a GenBank genome assembly. Lineage: Eukaryota; Bacillariophyta; Bacillariophyceae; Bacillariales; Bacillariaceae.